AUGGUGAGCUGGUGGCAGGCUCUCACGCGCGCCGCCGGGCGUUACCCUUGGCCAGCGAACGUACUGCUUUACGCCGGGUUCUUCUCGGGCGGCGACGCGCUGCAGCAGCUGCUGCGGGGCGGCCAGCCCGACUGGCAACAUACGCGGCACGUGGCUACCGUGGCCGUGGCCUUCCACGCGAACUUAAACUAUGUGUGGCUGAGCCUGCUGGAGCGCGCGCUGCCUGGGCGCGCGCCGCGCACCAUCCUGGCCAAGGUGCUGUGCGACCAGGCUCUGGGCGGGCCGGUGUACGUCUCUACCUUCUAUGCCGAUCAGCUGGACAUCAUCUCCAUGGCAGAGACAACCAUGAGGCCGGAGGAGAUCGAGCUGGAGAUGGCGAAAAUCCAGCGUCUCCGGGAAGUCUUGGUCCGACGGGAAUCUGAGCUCAGGUUUAUGAUGGAUGACAUCCAACUCUGCAAUGACAUCAUGGACUUGAAGCAGGAGCUGCAGAACUUGGUCGCCAUCCCAGAAAAAGAAAAAACUAAGUUGCAGAAGCAGAGAGAAGAUGAGCUCAUCCAGAAGAUCCACAAACUGGUGCAGAAGAGAGACUUCCUGGUGGAUGACGCCGAGGUUGAGCGGUUAAGGGAGCAAGAAGAAGAUAAGGAAAUGGCCGAUUUUCUGAGAAUCAAGUUAAAACCUCUAGACAAAGUAACCAAAUCUUCAGCCAGCUCCCCAGCAGAGAAGAAAGCAGACCCCCCGCCUAGCAAGCCCACGGUGGCCAAGACGGGGCUGGCGCUCAUCAAGGAUUGCUGCGGGGCCGCCCAGUGCAGCAUCAUGUAG
Molecule: messenger RNA, 819 nt
Organism: Budorcas taxicolor (takin)
Lineage: Eukaryota; Metazoa; Chordata; Mammalia; Artiodactyla; Bovidae
Gene: BMERB1
Product: bMERB domain containing 1
Exons: 6
Coding region: 1-819 (272 amino acids)
Biological process (GO): negative regulation of microtubule depolymerization
Cellular component (GO): microtubule cytoskeleton
Source: RefSeq, a predicted model, not a curated record